Loxodonta africana (African savanna elephant) is the source of this 724-nucleotide messenger RNA. RefSeq lists its product as uncharacterized. Lineage: Eukaryota; Metazoa; Chordata; Mammalia; Proboscidea; Elephantidae. The transcript is spliced from 4 exons. The record is from RefSeq and is a predicted model, not a curated record. The coding region runs from base 1 to 675 and encodes 224 amino acids.
AUGGACCGACACAGUGGCUGGGAAAAUGAGCUCGAGCGUAGCAACGACUCGGGCGACCCGCGGGCCCCCGUCCCGGCUCUGAGGGCGCGGCUCCCGCUCCCCUCGCCACCCCGGUCUCUCCGUCUCCGCCGCUUCCUGCGCGACCCCGGGCCCGCGGGCGCCGCUGCUUUCCGGAGGCCGAGGCGGUGGGGACCCGCGUCUCUCGCCGCCUUCCCAGGUGAGAGCGUGGGCAUCGUCGCCGCGCGCAGGUCUCAAGUGAGGUCCAGGGAGAACUGGGGACCUCGGGCGACCAUCUUGCACAUCUGUAAAUCAGAAGUCAGAAUUUCAGCUGCUGUGGCCGGAGUGUGGACCAAACAUUAUUCAUCUGCUUCCAAACUGCCCAGUGCUCUGCUUCUACUCCCGUCCCUCUUCCUGACUUGGCUUCUUGGGCUUAGAGACAACAUGCCCUUAGACUUUCAGAAGCUGGAGAAGGAAAUGGAGAUAAAAGGAAAGAGAACCAAGCAGAGAGUUGGGGACCUCAUACGACCAAAAACGAAGCCUUGGAAGCAGAGGGCGUCCUUUGGACCCGGGGUCCCUGUGCCUGAGAAGCUCCUCUCCCAGGGGAAUAUUGAGGACGAGGACCUUCCUCCAGAGCCAACAGAGAGACGAAGCCUUCCCCUAGGGCUGACGCCCUGAAUUUGGGCUUGUGGCCUACCAGACAGUGUGAAUAAACCUCUCUUUGUUA